Molecule: messenger RNA, 674 nt
Organism: Apis mellifera (honey bee)
Lineage: Eukaryota; Metazoa; Arthropoda; Insecta; Hymenoptera; Apidae
Gene: Obp12
Product: odorant binding protein 12
Exons: 5
Coding region: 117-596 (159 amino acids)
Molecular function (GO): odorant binding
Source: RefSeq, a predicted model, not a curated record
UCCUGUGUUGAUAAUAAUCUUUUGGUUUUAUUGCAUUAUUCUAUAUAACGAGUGAUAUCUUGCAUAUAACAUAUUGCAAGUGUGGCGUUGAAAGAAAGCGUAUAUAAAUUCGAAGCAUGAAGAAUUUAUCGUUCAUUUAUUUCUGGUUUAUCCUCUAUUUUGGAGUUCAAAAUUUACGUGCACGAAGCGUCAAUAUUUUUCAAGAUAUUGCAGACUGCGUGGAUCGAUCAAACAUGACAUUUCAUGAAUUGAAGAAACUUCGUGAUUCGUCGGAGGCAAGAAUAAAAUUAAUAAACGAGGAGGAAAAUUUCAGGAACUAUGGCUGUUUCCUAGCUUGCAUUUGGCAACAAACUGGCGUGAUGAAUGGCUCCGAAUUGAGCACGUACAACAUAGCAGGGAUUAUCGAGGGACGAUACCACGAUGACGAAGAUCUUAAAACGUUUUUCCAUAAGAUCGCGUUAACGUGCGAAGAUGACGUUCACAGGAAGUGUAAAAACGUAAAUGUCGAUGUUACAGUUUUGCACGUGAACGACGAGUGUGACGUCGCUCUUAGCUUCAAAUUGUGCAUGUUGAAAGCUAUGCGUAAUUAUCCCUGAAUCAAUCUAUAUUUUAUCUAUUUGCACUUGUCUAUUACCGCAAUCGGAAAAAUUAUAGAGGAUUAAAAGAAUAUUUCA